CCGUGCGAGAGGCGACGGCAGAGCGCGGCGCGGCGCGGCUCCGGCUCCCCUUUCUCCCCGGCCCGGGCGAGGAGAGGUGUCUAUGGGGCACCCGCCGCCGCCGCCGCCGCCGCCGCCGCCGCCGGGUGCGAGCUCUAUGGCGAGGAGGAGGAGGAGGAGCGCCAGCGCAGAGACCCAAGUACACGAAUAAAGGAUAACGUAUUUUGUGAAACAAAUCUUCGAUCACGUUAAACAUUUUGAUGCUUGGCAUCUAGACUCUCUUGUGUCCUCACUAUGCCAGCAGCAACUGUAGAUCAUAGCCAAAGAAUUUGUGAAGUAUGGGCUUGCAACCUGGAUGAAGAGAUGAAGAAAAUUCGUCAGGUUAUUCGAAAAUACAAUUACGUUGCAAUGGACACCGAGUUUCCAGGUGUGGUUGCAAGACCCAUUGGAGAAUUCAGAAGCAAUGCUGACUAUCAAUACCAACUAUUGCGAUGUAAUGUAGACUUGUUAAAGAUAAUUCAGCUAGGACUGACUUUUAUGAAUGAGCAAGGAGAAUACCCACCAGGAACUUCAACUUGGCAGUUUAAUUUUAAAUUUAAUUUGACGGAGGACAUGUAUGCCCAGGACUCUAUAGAGCUACUGACAACAUCUGGUAUCCAGUUUAAGAAACAUGAAGAGGAAGGAAUUGAAACACAGUAUUUUGCAGAACUUCUUAUGACUUCUGGAGUGGUCCUCUGUGAAGGGGUCAAGUGGUUAUCAUUUCAUAGUGGUUAUGACUUUGGCUAUUUAAUCAAAAUCCUGACCAACUCUAACUUGCCUGAAGAAGAACUUGACUUCUUUGAGAUCCUUCGAUUGUUUUUUCCUGUCAUUUACGAUGUGAAGUACCUCAUGAAGAGCUGCAAAAAUCUAAAAGGUGGUUUACAGGAAGUUGCCGAACAGUUAGAGUUGGAACGAAUAGGACCACAGCACCAAGCAGGAUCUGACUCAUUACUCACAGGAAUGGCCUUUUUCAAAAUGAGAGAAAUGUUCUUUGAAGAUCAUAUUGAUGAUGCCAAAUAUUGUGGUCAUUUGUAUGGCCUUGGUUCUGGUUCAUCCUAUGUACAGAAUGGCACAGGGAAUGCAUAUGAAGAGGAAGCCAACAAGCAGUCAUGACAUGAAAUAGUCCUUUUAUUUUUAUUUUAUUUGAGCUACACACAUGCUUGUAUAUAGGUUUUAUCUCUGGUUGAAUCCCUUGAACAAUAGAUAAUACUUUUUUUCCCUCUCAUAGCCCAUUUUAUUUUCCGCCUCUCAGAGUAUGACCAUUCCUAUCUCAGAUCUUAAUAAAUAGAAAAGUAUUCAGGUUAAAUUUGGCCUUAAUAUACUUAUUAGCAGGUGUUUGAAUGGGAAAAUACGUCAUACUGAAUAUUUUGAUAAACUUUAUCUACCUGAACUUGGUUAUUUCCCCCUUUCCUAAAUUAACUAGCACUGAUUGUAAUUUAUUCCCCUAUUUCAUGUCUCCCUUCCAUUCUACAGGAGUUUUAGCUAUUUGAGAUUGUGGACCAUCAAUUUUGCACUUUAGAGAGUGAUUCUUACUCAAAUCCUCUGUUUUAUUAGAAAUUUUGGGCUCUCUUGCUCCUACCUGGAAAAAUGACCAUCUGCCAACUGAAUACAGUAUUGUUUUUGACCCAUGGGAUAUAUAACACAUGCAUUGUGCAGACGGUUAAUUCAGCAAGACUACAAAAAAUGGACAAAAAACUACUGAGGAACUUAGUAACUGCUGUUUUCUGUGUGUAGUGUUUAAUCUUCCAAACACAUCUAGUGUCUGUCAGUUUCUAAAUGGCAUGUGCAGGCUGCUCUGUGACUGAACAGUUUUUUAAACCAGCUUUACACCCUUCAGGAAAAAUCCCUUGUGAUUGGAUGUUGAAUAUUUGCCAGGAAACUGGUAGUCAGAUGUCGAAGCUGCAGUCAUAAUAGCACACUUCCCUUGAUCAACUUUUGGUUCCAUCACUGUUUACCCUUAUUUUAAAAUUAUUUUUAAUUUUAUAGCCAUACUUAUGAUGCUCUUGAUUUGUUGAUUCCACAAAUCAAUUUCAUUAAAGUCCAAAGAGAAUAAGUAUCUAGGCAUAUUUUGUACCAAAUUAGAAGACAAAAAGUUGUGCUUUCACAGUAGCAGAAGAUUAUAAAGUAAUGGAGAGAUUUGGUGCAAAACAACAAAAUACAAAAAAAUACAUAGCUAUAUAAAAUGGCCUGAGGAGUGUAAUGCUUGUUUAUAUUUUGUGUAUAUCUUUGCAAUCUAUUUUAUAUAUAUUGACAAAAGAGACUGUGAAAUAUUUAGCCAUGCAGAAUAUGUGACCAGACCAGAGCAUGUGUAGGAAGACUUCCUGGUAAUCGUUAACUCUACCCUGAAAUGAUGGACUGCAACUUAAGAUGUGUUUUAUCUACACUUCAAUCAGUAAUAUUAGCAAAUCUCUAAAUGUUAGCCACAUGGUUUGUUUCUCUUGUACAUUAUUCAUGAUAGUACAAUGCUGUAACUGGUGGUCCUUUUUAAACAAAACAUUAUUUGCAAAACAGAGGGUAUUAUUUGUUUUUAAAGCUUUUGUAAAUAAAGGCUUCAGAAAUGUUUUCAUAUA
Messenger RNA from Sorex fumeus (smoky shrew), 2588 nucleotides. It is a transcript of the gene CNOT7, whose product is annotated as CCR4-NOT transcription complex subunit 7. The coding region runs from base 274 to 1131 and encodes 285 amino acids. Gene Ontology annotation, cellular component: CCR4-NOT complex; P-body; CCR4-NOT core complex. Gene Ontology annotation, molecular function: poly(A)-specific ribonuclease activity; nucleic acid binding. NCBI's taxonomy places the organism in Eukaryota, Metazoa, Chordata, Mammalia, Eulipotyphla, Soricidae. The transcript is spliced from 7 exons. The record is from RefSeq and is a predicted model, not a curated record.